This is a messenger RNA of Trematomus bernacchii (emerald rockcod), 3055 nucleotides long. RefSeq names its product ST6 (alpha-N-acetyl-neuraminyl-2,3-beta-galactosyl-1,3)-N-acetylgalactosaminide alpha-2,6-sialyltransferase (gene st6galnac). Gene Ontology annotation, molecular function: sialyltransferase activity. The record is from RefSeq and is a predicted model, not a curated record. NCBI's taxonomy places the organism in Eukaryota, Metazoa, Chordata, Actinopteri, Perciformes, Nototheniidae. Bases 275 to 1759 code for a protein of 494 amino acids. The transcript has 10 exons.
GUGAGACGCUCCUCACCAGAGGAGAGGCAGAGCUCCUAACUUAGAGGAAUACAUGACCAUGCGAGAAACACUGAGACUACAGACAACAGAGGAUUUUCUACCGUUUUGCUAUUGUGAGCGAAUUAAAUCCAUCACCCUCCAACUCCUGGAAGAUCAAAAGUCCUGAGCACAAGACACCAGGCUUCUCCUCCUCCAUCCUCAUGUCCCUCCAGGAGAGGAGGGCAAGGCACACACACACAGCCCCCCGGCCGAGGACACACACUACCUGACACGGAUGGCUUUCAAGAGGAAGCUGCUGCUCGGGUUUGUUACCGCGGGCUCUCUGCUGUGCGUCUACAUUCUGUGUUUGAACCUGUCCAGCGCCACAGGGCCUCUGAAAACAUUCCAUCGCUUCACACACAAACAUAACGGCAACUUACUAGACUUUGGGGAGCUUCUUGACCAAGAGGGCAUCAACGUCCAGUCGACCCCUAUCUCCACCUUAGACCGAGAGCUCUCUGUUGAACCCAAACCAGAAGAGAACAGCGUUGUUCCCAAUGUCCCAGAUGUCCCAAAUGUCCCAACUGUCCCAAAUGUCCCAACUGUCCCAACUGUCCCAAAUGUCCCAGAUGUCCCAACUGUCCCAAAUGUCCCAGAUGUCCCAACUGUCCCAAAUGUCCCAAAUGUCCCAGAAUCCAGUUCUAGGUCUGAUGGCGUGGGUAAACCCAGGACCAUCAACAAAGCCCCCCCACUGCCCCAGCAGCAGCCCACAAAGGCCCACGGACCCACAGAGCCCUCCUUCAUCGGAGACACCUACAUGAGUGAAGUCUUCCCACCACAAACGGAAUGCACAGAUAGUAUCCAAAGACUGGCCGCCAAAACAGAAUUUGGUCGACGGUUUCUGAACGACAUUCCAGUCGUGCAGUGGGCCCAACACGUCACUCAGGAAAGCUACCAGCGUCUGAGCAAGUACCCAGGAACACAUGGCUGGGGGGGGAUCGAUUACAAAACGUUGGUGGAUACUCUGUCCGUCCUCAACUCUUCUGCUAACUGGCGGAUGUUGGAUGACUGGAAGGAUCGUGGAGAUGAAUCUGAGUGUAUCCGCUGUGCUGUGGUGGGGAAUGGUGGGAUACUGAAGGAUUCAAAGAAAGGGAAGGAGAUCGACAGUCACCACUAUGUCUUCAGGACCAAUGGGGCCAUCACUAAGGGCUUUGAGCAGGACGUGGGCUCUCGGACCACCCACUACACCUUCUCCACCAACACAAUGAUGAACUCCAUGAGGGCCUACUCCGGUGCUGGGUAUAGAGGCCCCCCUAAGUCUAAUGAAACCCGAUACGUUUUUCUGCCGGACCACGGCCGUGAUUACCUGCUGAUGAAGGCUGCGGCGACACACACAAAAGUAGAGACAGGACCUGAGCGGAACAAAAAUCCAUCCGACUACUUUGGAGAGGAUGUGUCAGCAAAAAAGCUGAAGAUAUACCAUCCUGAUUUCGUCCGUUACCUCAGAAACAGGUUCCUUCGAUCUCAUACCAUGCAAACCAAAUUUAGGAACAUAUACCGUCCGUCAACGGGGGCUGUGAUGCUGUUGGCUGCUCUGCACACCUGCGACCAGGUGAGUGCCUACGGCUUCAUGACCCCGGACUUUAAGAAGUACUCGGACCACUACUACGACAGCGUCUACCACUCGGUGGGCUUCUACGCAAACCACGACCUCCGUAUGGAACUGUCCCUAUGGCAACAGCUGCACCAGGCGGGCCUCAUAAAACUCUACAUGCGUUAGUGGAUUCAGGACGACUUGACAUCACGUCUUCCUGUCUGCAGUCUGCAGCUUUGGGAAACAGGAAGUCCCGCCUACCUGGGCUCUAAAUGACUUAUUCAAGACUCUCUGUACUGAGAUGAAAGAAAGAAGAAGAAACAAAUGUUAUGAAGGAAAACGUUUUUAUUUUUAAGUAAAAUGCUGUGAUGGUUCAGCAUGGGGAAUUUUAGAUAUAUAUUUUUUAUUUAUAAUCAUUUUUUCCUCUCCCAAAACAUUUUUUUGGGUGAUUUGCUCAUUAAAACAGGUCCAGACAUCAGGGUUAAAAUGAGACUACAUUUGGUUAAACUGAUUUUGAACAAUGUUGUUAGUCCACUUUCAUUCACACAAAUGUUGAAUGGAUUGCCAUCACAUGAAAUGUUGUUAAAAUAUAUGUUACAAUAUACCCAUCACCCAAAUUAAGCAAAUCACCAAAACGAUGUUUACUAGGCUGAGUUUAAAACGUAUUAUACAAUCAGUCUCUGGCUGGGUUACAGUGGUGUCUGUCACUGUGUGAUGCAGCGCAGGGACAAGGGACAGGACUGCAAUUGAGUGGGCCACUCGCUUAAAAUAUCCUGCUCUAAAUAGACGUCAGAGCUCUGCUGGCAGUGGCCAACGUCUAUUCUGACAUUAACUCAGAUGAUGUUCUCCCUCCGGGUCUGUGUGUGGGGUUUACUGUGGAAGGAUACACUGAGAGAAUAGAGCUCUAAUAUUUGAACCUGUAGGUGUAUUUACUUUAAGGGACUUAAUUUAUUUGUUAUUGUUCUUACCUUUUUUUUAAGCACACAAGUGCACUGCCACAAUAAGAAAACUGUGAGUGCCUUUUCUUUGAAUGUGAACCAGCAGUUUGGGUUUAGCAUUGUGAAUUUCUCAGGCGAUUUAGGAUGUCUCCACCACAACACAAAGAGGAAUGACCGUGGCAUUUUCAUUCAGUUUGGAUUUUAUGGGACGGUUGCCGAGGACUCCUUUGGGUUUACUGCUUGUUCGCCGCCACACCUUCUCCGUGGAAAUGAAGGGCAAAGUUCCUUUAGAUUUAAAGUCCACCCAAUGGAGUCAUCACACCCUUAAAUUAAGAAAAGAAACGAAAGACAUCAGCAAAUCAGGGAAUGUGUGUGUAUCUUUGUGUAAUAUUGAAUCUCAACAUAUUCAGAUAAAGUGAUCCAGUCAUAUGAUACUGGUUUCUAAUUUUACAAAGUGCAACAGGGGCGGGAGAAACCUUUUCUUAUGGUGCAAUUUCUUGAGGUUUACUUUUUUUAGUCUGUAUUAAAUCAAACUGUGAUUGUA